Messenger RNA from Chara braunii, 2255 nucleotides. The record is from the annotation of a GenBank genome assembly. NCBI's taxonomy places the organism in Eukaryota, Viridiplantae, Streptophyta, Charophyceae, Charales, Characeae.
GCAACAAUUGCAACUGCAGCUGCAUCUGUUACAACAUCUUUUGCAGCAACAGUUAUAACAGCACUUGCAAUAACAGUUGCAGUUGUGCAGUUGUGGCAAUGGCAGGGCCAUCUUUACCUGCGAGCGGGUUGUCGGGGGGUGUAAUGGGAAGCGGGACAGAGGACUUUUGCGCGGACCCGAAACUCGCAUGGAAGCCGGGAGACCACUGCGUGUGGAAUUGGUUGGCGCGCGGGAGGUCAAGGGGGGCGAAAAGUCAUGGCGGAAGGGAGAUGCAGUGCCUCUUGUGUGGAGUUGUGUUCCCUGGCAACCGCGCACGCGGGAUUGAACACUUCACGAAGAAGAGGCAGGGAUUACUGUGCCCGAAUGUAACCGUGACGAUCUACAGGAGGCUGCGUGCUGCGAAUGUAGAGUUGCCACCCGACGUCGCAGAGAUGUUGCAGCGGGAGGAUGAGGCUGCAACACAAACAGUUCAAGAUCUCCCUCUUCCUGCCAUUUGUGGCGGUGAUGACGUAGGAGGUGGAGCAGAUGUGGAACAGGGUGGAGAGGCAGCGACAAUCGUGGACGCAACUGCAACGGAGGUCACAAGCAGACCGACACCUGCGAGGACACUAAGGCAGACGCUCAUGGGUCGAUAUGUCCGCAAUCCGCGCCAGCGAGAGAUAGAUUUGGCUACCAUGGACCUCUUCGCACAAAAUGCCAUACCGUUCAAUGUGGCGAAGAGCAACAGUUGGAAGAAGUUUUACGAAGCCUGCUUCGGGCCUAAGUCUGCAACUCGUUGUUCGUUGAAGCACGUCCCAUAUGACGCAUUGCGGGAAGAACUCAUGGACUCUAGGAAGGAGACGUACUUGGAGCGAGAGGCUAAACUACGGGUUGACUGGGAGGAGAAGGGAUGUACACUCAUCACAGAUGGCACCACAGACAUAUGUGGUCGCUCUAUGUUGAACUACAUCCUCGAGGGGAGAGACAGACCAGUUUUCAUCAAGUGUGAUCAUGUGAAAAGAAAAGACAAGAACUCUGCCGCAAUGCUUGAGCCGUGGAAAAGCUUCCUGAGGGAGAGCAUCACAAGCGGUUAUCGGGUAGCUGAAAAUUCAGGAAUGAAAAUUCUGAAGAAUGAUAAGACUGUCCUUAAGAGGCCAAAUGCAAUAAGAUUUGGGACCAACUUUAUCAUGCUUAAGCGCUUGAAGAAAAAAGAGAAGCAAGUGAAAAACACGGUGAACAACAUGGAGUGGGAGGAGAUGCAGUGGCCGUACGCCAUUCGGGAUAAGGCGUGUUUUGUCGAGAGGCUGGUGCAGUCCACGCAUUUCUGGAAUGAUAUUCGGAUGGUGUUCGAUUUGAUGGAGGGGGCAUACUCGGUAUUGCGGAUGGUUGAUCGUGAUGUGCACUGCAUCUCACAUGUUUACGACGCAGCAGUGGCGUUGAAGAAUUGUGUGUUUGCAGUUCCGUUGACGGAGGGACAACGUGCUGAAGUGUUGGAGGUCGUAUCAAACAGGACGGACCAGCUCCUUAGUCCUGUGCCCGCAGUUGCCAGACUGCUUGACCCCAUGUUGCGCGACAGAGGAAUGUUCAGCGAUCCGACGUUGAUGACCCAAUUUCGGGGUGUUGUUGAGCAUCUUGUGGGUGGUCGGGGGACACCGCAAUACCAGGAGUGUAUUGACUUCUUGUGUGCAUUCCAAAGGGAGCAAGGAAUCUUCGGAGAUCCAGAGGUGCAGCGUCGUGGGAGCAUGGAUAGUGCAUUGGAUUGGUGGGAGGAUCACGGGAGGGGACACCCAGCUCUGCAGCGAUUGGCACUACAAAUUCCCAGCAUGUGGACAGCCUCCUCCCCGGCUGAGAGGAAUUGGAGCACAUUGGCCCUCGUGCACACCAAGGAUCGCAACAAGCUAGAGCACGAGAGAGUGGAAAAAUUGGUGUACCUCCAUUGGAACCUCCGAUAUAAAGGAAGGGUGCAGGGCACGGCGACGAAUAAAAGUGGCUGGUUGGGCUUGACGAAUAUUGAGACGGAUGCAGGCGAUGUCGAUAAUGAAGCUGCUGUAGCGAAUGAAUGCGCAGAUGGAACAGUAACGAGGUCAGCAAUUGGAUCUACAUUUGUGCCACGACCCACAGGUGGGGGCGGUGUGACAUCUAUAGCACAGAGAGGCAGGGUAGGAGAGUGGGAGGAUGGAGAUUGGAAUGAUGAUGAAUCAUCAUCUGAAUCAUAGGACGAGGAGGAGGAAUUAGAAGACAUGUGGAGGUCUGAGAAAUCUGACUCAGACGACUCG